AUGAAAAUUGAAAAAGUGGUUGAAUGGAAACCAAUAUAUAUUAAUUAGACCUUAAUGGAAAUGUUAAUUCAACCAUUUUUCUAGAUUAAUCUUCUAGGUUAAGAAAAAAAGAAAUCUAUUAAUAAAACUUAAUCAUCUUUUGCAUAUAAUUCAAUGAUAAUUUAAGAUAUGAAUUGUGGACCAGAAUUAGAAUAAUUAAAUUAAAAAUUGGUAGAAAGACUUUGCAGGGAUAUGAACAAGUGUGAUUUAUUCUAUAAUUUACAUAAAUAGCAAAUAUAAGUGAAAUUAAGAAAGUUAAUUUAUAACAUAUUCAUUUACUAAGAAUUACAAAAGGUUUAACUUGUUAAAUCAAAAUUGUAUAUUUUGAAGUAAUAUUGCGAGAUGCUUUAUUUAGAAUGCAAUCUUUUAGAGUAAUUUGCAAAGUAUAAUCAGAUAGUCAUAUAAAAAGUAUUGAAAAAGUACAAAAAAUAAGUUUUCAUUCAAGAUCCUUAAUUCAACCUAUAGAAAAUGCAGAGUGUUAAUAAUGAACUAUAGAUUUUUAAUAAUCGUUAGGAUAUUUAAAAAAUUCAAGUGAAACUGAAAUUGUUAUAUUCUCGUUGUCUUUCAACUAAAAAAUAGAAUAAUAAUAUAAAGAAAUUAAAAUAUCAUAAUAUAUAUAAAGGAUUUACAAGAAAAGAAUAAUUAUUGAUAGGGUUAUAUUUAGGGGUCUCAUUUUGCUUAUUGUUAUAUAUAAUAUCAAGAAGAAACUAAUUAAAUAAUAACUUUUAUUAAAAGUAUUAAAUAACAAUAUAAAUAGUCAAUUUUACUAUGAUUUAUAUUUUCCAAUGUUCAGAGGGAUAGGGUUAAUGAUUUUAUAUUAUUGGUCACUCAUAUUUUGUGUAUACUGUUGGAUUAAAGGCCAUGUUGGUUAUAGAUCAAUUUUCAAUUUUAAACAUCAUAGUUCAUCAAUUAAUUAAUUAAUUAGAAGAGCUGCAUUUAUAACAUUAUUGUUUUUUUCAAUAUUGAUUUUAAGUUUAUAAAAAGAACUCUAUAUUGAAGAGGAAAAGGAUAGUAAAUUAUACCUGUAAGAUUACAUAACAGAUAAAAUAGUUUAUGAUCCUGCAAUAGGACCUUUAAUAUUAUGGAUAUUCAUGUUACUUUAUAUGAUAUGGCCCUCAAAAAAGUACUUGAAUGCUAAAGGUAGAAAAUACUUUUGGAGAAUUCUAUACACAAGUAUUUUAGCAGGAUUUUUUGAUUGUCCAUUUGUUAAUGGUUGGUCAACAGAUUAAUUAUUAUCAUUAGCAUUAAUGCUCAAGGAUUUUGGUUAUACAGUUUGUUUUUAUAUAAAAUACAUAUAGGAUACAGAUGAUUAUAAAUCUUAAGCUACUUGUGGUGAUCCUAAAAAUCUAUUGAUAGGUUUAAUAGUAUGUUUAAUUCCUAUUUUCUUAAGAUUUGUUCAAAUUGGAAGAUGUUUUUAUGAUGCUAAGAAAAUAACUAUGGAUGAUAUAUUUGUUAUUAUGAUAUAUAUAGAAGUAACAAUGGUAACAGUUUUUUCAUUUUUAUCAUAAUUUGGUAAUAUUUAUUUUAUAAUGUGGAUUAUAUCAUUUUGUUUACUUGCUUGUAAUGCAUAUUUUUGGGAUAUAAAGAAGGAUUGGGGUUUAUUUUAAAUAAAUUCAAAACAUAGAUAUCUUAGAAAUUAAAUAGCAUUUAAACCUAUAUUUUAUUAUAUUGGUAUUAUUUUGGAAUUCUUUCUUCGUUUUGCUUGGAUUCUUUCAAUAUCACCAAAUAUGGCAUCAAUAAUUCAUGUUUGGUCACCUUUAUUUUCUUUAUUAAUGGCCAUAUUAGAAUUGUGUAGAAGAACAGUAUGGAAUAUAUUUAGAAUAGAAAAUGUUCAUAUAUAAAAUAUGGGAGAUUUUAAAGCAGUUUAUCCAAUAUAGCUUCCAUUUGAAUCAUUGAUAGAUUAAUAAUCAUAUGCAAAUAUAAAAGAAAUGAGAAAAACUUAAAUAGAUCCAAUUAAUAUAUCUUUAUUAAGUGGAAUAUAAAAUUAAUAAUCAGUUGCAGGAUAGUAUUUUUAAUUUAGAAAUUCUAUUAGAUCAGAUUCAAUGGAAGAUGAAACUAAAUUAAAUUAAUUAUUAUAAUAAGAAUAAGAUUUAAUAGCAGAAACUAUGUAUGAAGAUAGAAAGAGAGAAAGUAUAUUGAUAAUGAGAUAUUCUUAAUUUAAAGAAGAUAAUUAAGAUGAGAAAAUUUUAAGUCAGUCAGAAUUACUUAAAGAUCUUUAAGGAAUUUAAGAAUUGAUUAAAAAAAUGAAUUGA
Molecule: messenger RNA, 2291 nt
Organism: Paramecium sonneborni
Lineage: Eukaryota; Ciliophora; Oligohymenophorea; Peniculida; Parameciidae
Source: the annotation of a GenBank genome assembly